UGCACCGCGCACCGCGCCAUGGGGGCCGCGUCGGGCCGCCGGUGGCCGCGGCCGCCGCUGCUGCCUUUGCUGCUGCUGCUGCUGCCGCCACCGCCGCCUGUGGUCCUGGCGCUCGACCCCGCGUUGCAGCCGGGGAACUUUUCCGCCGACGAGGCCGGGGCGCAGCUCUUCGCAGAGAGGUUCAAUUCGAGCGCGGAGCAGGUGCUGUUCCACAGCACAGCCGCCAGCUGGGCGCACGACACCGACAUCAACGAAGAGAACGCGCGGCGCCAGGAAGAGGCAGCCCUGCUCAGCCAGGAGUUUUCAGAGGUCUGGGGCCAGAAGGCCAAGGCUCUGUUCGACCCAAUCUGGCAGAACUUCACCGACCCCACGCUGCGACGCAUCAUCAGUGCCGUGCGCACCCUGGGCCCUGCCAACCUGCCCCUGGAGGAGCGGCAGCAGUACAACUCUCUGCUAAGCAACAUGUCCAGGAUUUACUCCACGGCCAAGGUCUGCUUCCCCAACAAGACUGCCACCUGCUGGUCCCUGGACCCAGAGCUCACCAACAUCCUGGCUGCAUCACGAAGCUACGCCCUGCUACUAUAUGCCUGGGAGGGCUGGCACAACGCCGUGGGCAUCCCGCUGAAACCCCUGUACCAGAACUUCACUGCCCUCAGCAAUGCGGCCUACAAGCAGGAUGGCUUCUCAGACACGGGGGCCUACUGGCGCUCCUGGUACGACUCCCCCACCUUCACGGAGGAUCUGGAGCACCUCUACCAUCAGUUAGAGCCCCUCUACCUGAACCUCCACGCCUACGUCCGCCGCGCACUGCACCGCCGAUACGGGGACAGAUUCAUCAACCUCAGGGGACCCAUCCCUGCUCACCUGCUGGGGGACAUGUGGGCCCAGAGCUGGGACAAAAUCUACGACAUGGUGGUGCCUUUCUCUGACAAGCCCAAUCUUGAUGUUACCAGUACUAUGGUGCAGAAGGGAUGGAAUGCUACACACAUGUUCCGGGUGGCAGAGGAAUUCUUCACCUCCCUAGGGCUCUUGCCCAUGCCUCCUGAGUUCUGGGCAGAGUCCAUGCUGGAGAAACCAAGCGACGGGCGUGAGGUGGUGUGCCACGCCUCCGCCUGGGACUUCUACAACAGGAAAGACUUCAGGAUCAAGCAGUGCACGCAGGUCACUAUGGACCAGCUGUCCACGGUGCACCACGAGAUGGGCCACGUGCAGUACUACCUGCAGUACAAGGACCAGCACGUCUCCCUGCGCCAAGGCGCCAACCCCGGCUUCCACGAGGCCAUCGGGGACGUGCUGGCGCUCUCCGUCUCCACUCCUGCACAUCUGUACAAAAUCGGCCUGCUGGACCAUGUCACCAACGACACGGAAAGCGACAUCAAUUACUUGUUAAAGAUGGCACUGGAAAAAAUUGCCUUCCUGCCCUUUGGCUACUUGGUGGACCAGUGGCGUUGGGGGGUCUUUAGUGGGCGUACCCCCCCUUCCCUCUACAACUAUGACUGGUGGUAUCUUCGAACCAAGUAUCAAGGGAUCUGUCCUCCAGUUGUCCGAAACGAAACCCACUUUGACGCUGGAGCCAAGUUUCAUGUCCCAAAUGUGACACCAUACAUCAGGUACUUCGUGAGUUUUGUCCUGCAGUUCCAGUUCCAUCAAGCCCUGUGCGAGGAGGCGGGCCACCAGGGCCCCCUGCACCAGUGUGACAUCUACCAAUCCACGCAGGCAGGGGCCAAGCUCCGGGCAAUGCUGCAGGCAGGCUCCUCACGGCCCUGGCAGGAGGUGCUGAAGGACAUGGUCGGCUCAGAUUCCCUGGACGCUCAGCCGCUGCUCAACUACUUCCAGCCGGUCACACAGUGGCUACAAGAGCAGAACCAGCAGAGUGGCGAGGUCCUGGGCUGGCCAGAAUAUCAGUGGCGCCCACCGAUGCCCGACAAUUACCCAGAGGGCAUUGACCUGGUGUCCGACGAGGCUGAGGCCAGCAAGUUUGUGGAGGAAUGUGACCAGAGAUCCCGGGUGGUGUGGAACGAGUAUGCCGAGGCCAACUGGGACUACAGUACCAACAUCACCAAGGAGGGCAGCAAGAUACUGCUGGAGAAGAACGUACAGAUGGCAAACCACACUGUCAAGUACGGCACCUGGGCCAGGAAAUUUGAUGUGACCAACUUCCAGAACGCCACCAUGAAGCGGAUGAUAAAGAAGAUUCAGGAUCUAGAGCGGGCGGCACUGCCUGUCAAGGAGCUGGAGGAGUACAACCAGAUCCUGCUGGACAUGGAGACCACUUACAGCGUGGCCUCUGUGUGCCAUAGCAAUGGCACUUGUCUACAGCUCGAGCCUGAUCUGACAAAUCUGAUGGCCACAUCCCGGAACUAUGAAGAACUGCUGUGGGCAUGGAAGGGCUGGCGAGACAAGGUGGGGAGAUCCAUCCUCCCGUAUUUCCCCAAAUAUGUGGAGCUCACCAACAAGGCUGCCAGGCUCAAUGGCUACAAGGACGGAGGGGACUCCUGGAGAUCUAUGUACGAGAUGCCAUUCCUGGAGUACGACCUGGAGCAGCUCUUCCAGGAGCUGCAGCCGCUCUACCUGAACCUGCAUGCCUACGUGCGCCGGGCCCUGUAUCGCUUCUACGGGUCCGAGCUCAUCAACCUGGAGGGCCCCAUCCCAGCCCACCUGCUGGGGAACAUGUGGGCACAGAGCUGGUCCAACAUCUAUGACUUGGUAGUACCCUUCCCUUCAGCCCCCAGGAUGGAUGCCACAGAGGCCAUGAUAAAGCAGGGCUGGACACCCCAAAGGAUGUUUAAGGAAGCGGACAAUUUCUUCACCUCCCUGGGGCUGCUGCCCGUGUCCCCCGAGUUCUGGAACAAGUCUAUGCUGGAGAAGCCGACCGAUGGGCGGGAGGUGGUGUGCCACGCCUCCGCCUGGGACUUCUUCAACGGCAAGGAUUUCAGGAUCAAGCAGUGCACCACUGUGAACAUGGAGGACCUGGUGGUGGCCCACCACGAAAUGGGCCACAUACAGUAUUUCAUGCAGUACAAGGACUUGCCUGUGACCUUCCGGGAGGGUGCCAACCCUGGUUUUCACGAGGCCAUUGGGGAUGUGCUGGCCCUCUCAGUGUCUACCCCCAAGCACCUGCACAAGAUCAACCUGCUGAGUAGUGGGGACGGCAGCUAUGAGGAGGACAUCAACUUUCUGAUGAAGAUGGCGCUCGACAAGAUCGCCUUUAUUCCCUUCAGCUAUCUUGUGGACCAGUGGCGCUGGAGGGUAUUUGACGGAAGCAUCACCAAGGAGAACUACAACCAGGAGUGGUGGAGCCUCAGGCUGAAGUACCAGGGCCUCUGUCCCCCAGUGGCCAGGUCUCAAGGCGACUUUGACCCAGGGGCCAAGUUCCACAUUCCUUCAAGCGUGCCAUAUAUCAGGUAUUUCGUCAGCUUCGUCAUCCAGUUCCAGUUCCACGAGGCGCUGUGUCAGGCGGCGGGCCACAAGGGCCCCCUGCACGAGUGCGACAUCUACCAGUCCCAGGAGGCCGGGAAGCGCCUGGCGGACGCCAUGAAGCUGGGCUUCAGUCGGCCGUGGCCCGAAGCCAUGCGGCUCAUCACGGGCCAGCCCAACAUGUCGGCCGCUGCCAUGAUGACCUACUUCAGGCCGCUGCUGGACUGGCUCGUGACCGAGAACAGGCGGCACGGGCAGAAGCUGGGCUGGCCUCAGUACAACUGGACGCCAAACUCGGCUCGCUUGGAAGACUCUUUCCCGGGCUCCGGCCGCGUCAACUUCCUGGGCCUGAGCCUGGAGGAGGAGCAGGCCCGCGUGGGCCAGUGGGUGCUGCUCUUCCUGGGCGUCGCCCUGCUGGUGGCCACGCUGGGCCUCACCCAGCGGCUCUUCAGCAUCCGCCACCGCAGCCUCCACCAGCCCCACCCCGGGCCCCAGUUUGGCUCCGAGGUGGAGCUCAGACACUCCUGAGAUGAGGGCUGGGCGGGCCUGCCGGGGAAUGCGCCACCGCCACCGGGAGACCCAGGGACCGGGAAGGGCCCGGGGGUGGGCUGAGGACCCGCCACUGCUCUCACGGCUCACCCCAGCUCUCCUCCCCCUCCCCCUCCCCCUCCC
Messenger RNA from Eubalaena glacialis (North Atlantic right whale), 4089 nucleotides. RefSeq names its product angiotensin I converting enzyme (gene ACE). Gene Ontology annotation, biological process: proteolysis. The transcript has 25 exons. Gene Ontology annotation, cellular component: plasma membrane. Gene Ontology annotation, molecular function: metallopeptidase activity; peptidyl-dipeptidase activity. Bases 19 to 3945 code for a protein of 1308 amino acids. The record is from RefSeq and is a predicted model, not a curated record. Lineage: Eukaryota; Metazoa; Chordata; Mammalia; Artiodactyla; Balaenidae.